AUGGCUUCAGAUCAGCUAAGGAGGGAGAACAAAACCGGUGAGCGAGAGAUUCAUGUCGAAAAAGACAAGGUCCCGAAAAUGGCUAGUCAUUUUGAAUCGCUCACUGUCAAAGAUACCGGUGACGCCGUGGUAUCCCACCACGUCAUCGGAACCAUGGGUGGUAAAGAUGAUGAAAUGCAUGGUCAAAGCAAAACGCAGAAAGAUAAGACACAAGAUACUACUACCAUGCAAAGCAGGGAACAUGGCAAAGCGGGGGAGGCUCAUAAGCAAAGUGGUGACGUACAAGAGCAAUACAAAGGGCCUUCUCUUGAAGACAUCUCGAAGCUUAGAGGAACUGCACAACAGAACUCCAUGGAAGCCAUUAGAGCCGCCGAGGAACGGCACCAGAAGGCGAAAGAGAUGGGCGCCUCUCAAGGCCAAAAUGUCAGUCAGUCUGCAAGCCGGCCAAAAGGUCAGCAGUCGAAAGUGAGUGCAACUCAAACCGGCCAUAAGGGUCAGCAAACAAGUGAGCAGACUAAAAAUAGCGUUUCUGGUGUAACCCAAACAGCAUCGGAAAAGGGUGCCAAGGCUAAAGAUUACGCCGUUGAAAAGGGUCGACAAACUGGUGAGCAGGCAAGAGAGAAACUUUCUGGUGCAACACAGACCGCAGCUGAGAAGGCUGCAAGGGCUAAAGACUACACCGUCGAGAAAGGCCAACAAACCGGUGAGCAGGUAAGAGAGAGCCUUUCCGGUGCAACCCAAACUGCAGCGGAGAAGGCUGCGAGGGCAAAAGAUUACGCCGCCGAGAAGGGACAACAAACUGGUCAGCAGGCAAAGCAGAGCCUAACUUCCGCCGCUCAAACUGCUGCAGAGAAGGCUGCAAGAGCCAAAGAUUACACUCUCGAGAAAGGUCAACAAACAGGUCAGCAGGCAAAGCAGAGUCUUACAUACGCCGCACAAACCGCCGCAGAGAAGGCUGCAAGAGCAAAAGACUACACUCUCGAGAAAGGUCAGCAAACCGGUCAGCAGGCAAGAGAGAGCCUUUCAGCAGCCACUCAAGCCGCAAUGGAGAAGGCAGCGAUGGCAAAAGAUUACACUUUAGAGAAGUCCGUUCAGGCCAAAGACGUAGUUGCAGAAAAGACAACCGGAAUAACGGAUACGGCAGUGGAUGUGAGCAAGAAAGGGGCAAGUUACGUCGGAGAAAAAGCUGUGGCGGCUAAAGACGUUGCAUUGGAAACAGGGAAGACAACCGCCGGGUACGUAGGCAAGGUGGCGGGUGUGGUGAAAGACAAGGCAGUGGUAGCGGGGUGGAGUGCUGCGGAGCUUGCUGGUGAUACAGCGGUGGGUGUGACUAAGACAAUGGCAAAUGUGACCGCCGGAGUAGCUGGUUUUGCCGGCGAUACAGCAGUAGCGACAAAGGAUGUGGUGGUUAAAGCGGGCACGAAAACCAAGGAUAUGGUGGUGGGAGCCGAGGAGAAUGUCAAAGACUAUGCUGCGAGGAAGAAAGCCGAAAAGCUGAGAGAAUUAGAAGCCAAAAACGCCAAGGAUGAAGGUGAAUUUGGUGGACAGCGAAACGAGAGCGAGAGUGUAGGGGAGAUGGCAUCUGAUUUCAUGAAUCAAGGGACAGCGACCAACAAAGGGUACGAUGAACAGGGUGGAUAUGAACAAAGUUUUGAGCAUGAAGGAAUGGAAGAAGGUGGUUUCGAGAAGCAAAGUGGUGGUGGUGGUGCGGCGGCGGGAGGUGUGAUGAGGGUGAUCGGCGAGACAUUGGUGGAAAUAGGACAGAAUACAAAAGAGAUGCUGGUUGGGCAAGGUGAUUACAAGGGAGAGCAGCAGAUUGGUGAAGGAGGUCGUAAGAGCAGAAGGCAGUGA
Molecule: messenger RNA, 1851 nt
Organism: Lactuca virosa
Lineage: Eukaryota; Viridiplantae; Streptophyta; Magnoliopsida; Asterales; Asteraceae
Source: the annotation of a GenBank genome assembly